This is a messenger RNA of Anopheles aquasalis, 5313 nucleotides long. RefSeq names its product protein undicht (gene udt). The record is from RefSeq and is a predicted model, not a curated record. Gene Ontology annotation, biological process: wound healing. Lineage: Eukaryota; Metazoa; Arthropoda; Insecta; Diptera; Culicidae.
GGGUGAAUCACGCAUCAACAACAACGCCCGAUCUGGAGUUUUCGCUUCGAUCGAUGUUUUCCCACGAAAUCCUUUUAUUUUAGUGCCAACCCUUGAAACUCCUGUAGUGUUUAGUGCAGUAACGUACAAAUGAAGCCACUCGUGUAUUAUUUCCUGCUGGCCACUUGGCUCUGUGCGGCGCCAUGCUUAAGUGCGGGCAGAAACUUCACGAUUCCGAAAAUCCUGCAAGGAUCAUGGUUCUCCUGGGAAACGGGCCAGCCGACGCUGACCGUACUGGAUGAUCACACGAUGUCCGAUCGGGGGGAAGUCAUAAUGAUGGAACGAACGGGAUCAAACUAUACCUUCAUAUUCCGUGGCAGACGAUGCUAUCACUGCGUGCAUGCAUUCCCCAGAACGCCCAACAUUUUUGAAAAAUUCGAAUCUGCCUGUGUCACGUUGGAUAACAAUCAGGAGCCUACGGUUGACCGCGUGUGUCGCGGAAUCACGAACGAUCAGCAAUUGAUUACGCUGUUCAACGAAAACUACGUGCCAGUCAAUUGUCGAUCGUCGCUGGAAGGUGUGUGGCAGUUUGCGUAUCAAAACCGUUUCCGAUUCACCGGCGAGUGCGAUCAUCCCGAUGCCCGGAUUCACUCCUGCCAACAGGCCGGAACACAGUUUUUGAUUUCCAACGAAAAGUUCAACAUUUCCUACAAGCAGUGCAUCGGUAUGGCCAACACGUUCAAAGGGGUGGUUGAGUACAGCUGCCUCGGCGAUUGGUUUAUCGGCAAGAACCACUACUUUGCCGUCGCCAACACGAAGGAAUCGCGAAAGGACGAAAAGUAUCGUUGCUUCCUGAAAAACCGUGACGAUGAUCUGUACCUUGGAGUGUCGAUAACGGCCGAGUGCAAUACUCUGAAAACGGUCGAAAAAUCACCGGAACGUUUGCGGAUAACACCCGUGAAGGCAGAAGUCGUUGAGCCCGGCUGUCGCUUUCCGCAGAAUUUCACCGGAGAGUGGAUCAACACGGCCAACGUGGAUGGUGAUGUGAGGAUCAAUGAAACGCACAUUGUGGAAACGUACAAACCGGAUCAGUCUCGUUAUCGUCGAACGAUUUACAUAUGUCGCGAGCAGCGUGACACGCGUAUCAUGAUGGCUCGGCUUACGGUGGACGGUUGUCAGACGGAUUACGUGUGCUUCGAUUUUGUGCCGAAACACCACAACAUCAUCCGUUACCGGAAAGGGUUGGCGGUGAUACAGGACGAUUUCUCGACCGUGUGCUCCUGGAAACAGUUCCCGAACAAAGAAGAGUGGCGCUAUGAUCUACUCCUGUCCGCCAAACCCGUCCCCAUCAGGUGCCCCGUGGCGGGAAAGUUUAAUUUUACGCAAAAAGGCGAAGCACCGUUCCGGACACGAAUCAUCGGUGGUGUGACACUCAGUCCGCGUCCCGAUAUCAACUGCAAACAGAACAUUUCCGACUUUUCCGUGUGUGACGUCGACCAGAAGGAGAUGGCGAUCGAUGCCGAUUACUGUCUGUCCGUGGAUCAUCUUGGUCGACCGGUUGAUAUUUACAGCGAUCCGGAUUAUCGGAUGAAAUGUAUCGGUUUCUGGCAGGAGAAUCUCAAAUCGUAUCUCAUUACCUAUGACGAUCUGGACCCACUGUCCAAGUACCGUUGCUGGGUGUACCAGAGGGCAGACCUGAACCGGGUGCUAAUGUCACAGGCCGUAGGAGCAUUCUGCGAUAUCCGGCAGGACGUGACGUCGUGGAAUUACACCGAAGGAGCAGUGGUCGCGAUCGAUAUGACCGAGUACGAGCGUGAGCGCGAUCAGUGCCCGAUGCACUUUGAUGACGGUGCGAAUCCGUGGAAGGAAACGGAGAACGUGAUUACCGUGUUUCCGUGGGUAAUCUACAGCUCGACGGCACCAUUCAGCAGUGCGCUCACAUCGUUCAUAAUCUCUUUAGCGGCGGUGCUAUUGAAAGUAUUCUUUUAGAAGAUUCACUUCUUCUUCUCUAUCUCUCAUGCUUCUACACUGCAGCAUCUCUUUCGAAUCCGUCCAACACUACUCACGCCACACGGCACGAGUAGCACGUGCCUUCGAUUCCAUUCGUUUAGAUGUAAGUGACAUGUGUAGCUAAGAAUCCGGUUGGAAAUAAAUAAAUCUCUUGAAUAGUAGUGACGCUACUACCUCAUUUUAAUGGUCAGUUUCCCAGUUUGCUUCCGUUUCCGUCGUAUUACACAAUGUUGCACGUUAGUACGCAACCCGAGAAUACGUUAAUGACGUCAGUCCCUAUUUAUGCUCGGUUCAUUUACAAUCGAAUGCCGAGCACCCGGCGCUAAACAAACGCUUUUUAGGCAAAUGAGCCUGACUUGCGAACCUGCUUAUCGGUGAACGCUAUUUUUAAAAUCAAUCGCUUAUUCCUGGCGAUUUUGCAUCACAAUGGAACCGUUUUUAACUCGUUUAUCGUCCCGGAAGUGAGUGCGUGCUUGCGUUCUUAGUACGUUGUCUUUUAAUCGCUUAAAACCGCUAAGUAGAUCUCAGUAGGCAAGGCGCUCGCGAUAACGGCCAACUCAAACGAGUCAACCUUCGUCAACGCUACCUACUAUUCCGCUCCCUCCUCCGCCACCGCACCUUCCUCAUGCUGACAGUUGUUGUUUACUCUGCGCCCACCACCCACCGCGGCAACAAAAAAUCACCAAAAGAAAAAUGCUGCAACUCGCUUGUCCGCCGACGCAUAAACUUACCCCUUUACCAACGCAAUCAGCGCACUAAAACGGGUAGUAAACUGGCCGCCGCAGCAGGCCUGGAGACCGGUUGAUUGCACUGUGCAACACGCGGUAGGCAUCGAGGGAUUUUCAGCAGCAGCAGCAGCAGCAGCCGGAGCAGAAGGAGGGGAGCCCGGGGUCCGUGUUAAAAAUGAGGAUUUUCUUUUCCUUUAACGCCGCCUCAACGCAGGUGGGGGGCAGUGGUGCUACUGGUGGUGGUGGUGGUGCUGGUCGUCGUCGUCGUGGUCGUCGUUAUUGCCUUUGCCUUGAUAGGAGGGGUACACCGCCGCCGCCGCCAGCGCCGAGGUGCAGCAGCUAAGACGAGGGUGCCCCACGUUUCAUCGGAGAAACUUUCAAAACGAUUUUGGCCAGUGACGGUGCUGGUCGUGCUGCUUUUCUAUUCGACGUGAAACCGUGGGUCUCCCCCACCUACCCACCCCCUAUCCCUCAGUUCAGGUCAAGUUGUGCUCAACAAACGAGAACGAGAGUUCCUGCAAAAGCAACUAGUCAACUGUCCCCGAGGUGUUCGAGGUGUGUCCGUUGUCCGCUGGCCUUUGUGUGUAGAAAAGGAUUGUCGCUACUGCUUCUUGGAAGAAACUCUGCGAGAGAAGCAUCGUAGACGAGCAAAUUAGUGCAACACGCAACCAGCUGCUGCAGAAGAGAGUGUCUGUGUCCGCGAGCCCCGUGCCAUCGGAUUGUGAUUCGUUUUGUGCUUUUUGUGUUUUUUUUCCUGGUGGAAUCGGAGCAUUUAUCUGCGCUAAAAAGGGGUAAAAACAGAAACGAAAACAAAUCUUUCAGUCCAAUACGGUACAGGACGAGAGGUGCGAGAAGAAGAAAACCAAGUAUUGAUGUUCCGUGAACCCGCGGCACAAUAACAAAGCGCUGUCAAAGUGACCAUAUGAUCUCCGCCCCCGGGGGUAGGAGGGAGAACUAGAAAGAGCCAGAGGGAACGAUUGCGCAAAUCCAACUGGGAUGCGGGGUGCUGCGAGGUGUGCUACAGGGAAAACGAGCGGCAAGUGAUGAAUGUAAAGUGAUCGUGUCAAAUCACCUGGCUCAGCAUCGGGAAUCGAACACGGUAACCGAGCUAGAACGUUAGCGCCAGCGCAAGAAUACGAAGAAAGCGCCACAGAGCACGUGUGAUUCGCCGUGAUUCUCGGUAUGUGUGCAAUCAGUGUGUCUGUUUAUGUGGGAAUCGCGUAACCACUUGCCAACCUACCGUGGCGGCCUACAUUGAUCGGAAGGAUUUUCCCGUUUUCCUCCACACGAAUCAAGAAGACGCCGCUCUCAUUCAUCAACAACAUCCCGCACGGUACGAAAUUCCAGAAUCUUCUCGCUCGGCGCUUUUCUAACGCCUUGGCGCCUCUCACUUUCCGUGUCACCGCUUUCGCCGUAGUGUACGGCAUGACUCCUCUGCAAGAAGUCAGCAGCCAGCCGUGGCCGUGAUCACCCGCGAUUCGCGGUAGUCGACCUCCCCUUCCCCUCUUUGCUCUGGCGCACCCCAUCACACAACAGCAAACACAAAUAGCUGGCCCAGCGAACUCGCCAGGUUACUUAACAACCGAACGAGCGACCGAGCGACCGAGCGAACGCGCUGUGUGGAAAUCUCGGCUCGAAUCCUUGCCCGAUGGCCUUGCCGGGACGGAUUGGAACGGUUUGGUGUCGCAAAAUAUUAGCCACUGCGGGCCGCAUACCGGCAUCGGCAAUCGGGUCCGAGGACAACCGUGGGUCACAUCUGCCUUACCUCGAGGCACGGCAAACCGUGGCCAGCAAGUGGAAGAUGUCAACGACGUCACAAACGGCGCGUGAUACCCGCGAUGGCGCUACUCUCACUCUCGUCCCCGGCUGUCCGAACGGUAUUGCAUCACAUCGCGCGCACCGCAUCUCACAAAAUCUAUGCUGUUGUUGUUGUUGUUGUUGUUACUUGAGGGAUGAUUUUUAUGAGUUUUCAUUGCAUUCCUCCUUCGCCGCCCUCCACUCUCUACUGGUCGGUGGCUCAAGGGCUCUAGGGGUGGCAGGCGGUGGGUGCACUUGAAAAUGAAACUGCAUUUCACCGAGAUAACGAUCUGUUGGUCUGGAAAAUAGUGAUGCCUCUGUGGGGUGGGAGGGGCAGCAAUUCCACUUAAGACACUGUACCACCCAUUCAUUACAAUAGUAGCUCGUCUCGUUCAAUUGCCGAUCUUGUAAUUGUUACAAGAUGUUCAUUCCAAUUAAAAUUCUUCUUCUUCAAAUCUGCUGUACGCUACGUGCGUUCGAAUCAUUCAGGGGAGAAAUUUAAUCAGCAAAGCAGUACGUAAGCACGUCUUUGGGUCCAAUUCAUAAAGGAAUGUUAGGUUCCAUCGUUAAUUACCGGCGUAAGAUCCAUAUUGUGCGGGAAUAAUAUUAUAACGGGAGCAUUUAAAAUAUUACUCACCCAGUUGGUAUUCAAUAUUAUAUGGAAGGAAUUGUUGUGUACUGCUUAAAAUAAUGCACUUAUUAACAUUGUAACUAAAGCAUUUUUUUAUCUAAGGUAACAAUUGAAAAAUGACUUAGUUUUACGCUACCAGAGUAAAUAAACCGACUACUAUUAAGCAUA